AUGUUUACCAAAGUACCUGUAUUUCGAAACUUUCUCCGCACUACCAAGCCAGCCACAGUACCACGAAGAACCCUCAUGACUCUUCCAUCAUUUUCACUCGAAGGAAAGACUUGUGUAGUCACCGGCGCUGGAAGAGGAAUUGGAAAGGAAUGUCUUACUGCCUUUGCGCUGAGUGGUGCUCGCGGAGCUUGUGUUGACCUAUCUGGAUCUAUCGGUGAAAGAUCAAUCGAUCACAUCAAAUCCAGCAUUAAAACCUCGAACCUUUCCUACACUCCAGACCUUCGUCCUUAUGGAUGUAAUGUGGCAUCCGAAGAAGCAGUACAAGAAACAUGGGCAAAGAUCAUCGAGGAUUUCGGCCAUGUCGAUGUAGUUGUUACAGCUGCGGGUAUUGUUGAGAAUUUUGAGGCAGAGCGAUAUCCUUUUGAUAAGUGGAAGAGAAUGAUGGAUGUAAAUCUUAAUGGAAGUUUUUUGUUUGCCAGAGAAGCGGGGAAAUAUUGGAUUGAGAAGAAGUCCAAGGGAAGCUUGAUUUUGAUAUCAUCGAUGAGCAGCAUGAUUUGUGUGAAACCACAAAAGCAAGCGGCUUACAAUGCUUCCAAAGGGGCCGUCUCAAUGCUUGGUAAGAGUUUGGCGACAGAGGUCGUCGACGGUGGAUAUACCUGCUAUUAA
Sclerotinia sclerotiorum 1980 UF-70 is the source of this 666-nucleotide messenger RNA. RefSeq lists its product as hypothetical. Gene Ontology annotation, molecular function: oxidoreductase activity, acting on NAD(P)H, oxygen as acceptor. Gene Ontology annotation, cellular component: intracellular anatomical structure. The transcript has 3 exons. Bases 1 to 666 code for a protein of 221 amino acids. Lineage: Eukaryota; Fungi; Ascomycota; Leotiomycetes; Helotiales; Sclerotiniaceae. The record is from RefSeq and is a predicted model, not a curated record.